This is a messenger RNA of Pelagomonas calceolata, 1389 nucleotides long. Lineage: Eukaryota; Pelagophyceae; Pelagomonadales; Pelagomonadaceae. The record is from the annotation of a GenBank genome assembly.
GCCUAGGCUGCCACUCAGUGGCAGUCUGCUCGCGCUGUGCUGGUCUGGGUGCACCGGACAAUUCAGCAGGAGUUGCGCACUUAUCACUGGGUCGAGCUCGAGUCGAGUUCCGCAGCGUUACGCCAUCGCUGCGACGAAAUAACAGAGAGCUCUCAUACAUCAUGCGUCUCCUGCUCGUGCUGCUGGCAACAUUGCAGCCAGCCGCAGCGCUCGUCGUUUCACGCGCAAGCCGUGUAGCACCACUGCCGGCGCCGCUGCGACGACUCGUGUUGCGCGGUGGAGCCGCCGAAGGAGCGGAGUCUGAUGAUGGCACGUCGCGGCUCUACCCGGCGCUCGACGCCCACGAGACCGGCUCCAUAACCGUCGGCAUCCAUGAAGUCGCAUACUCCAUCUACGGCAACCCGCAAGGUACCCCAGCGCUCUUCGUGCAUGGCGGGCCGGGCGGCGGCACAGUCCCAAACCACGCGCGUUAUUUCGAUCCAGAUCAUUACCGCAUCAUUUUAGUUGAUCAGCGCGGCUGCGGGAAGUCGACACCCUUCGCUUCGUUCCGUCCCGUGUGAAAAUCAACCCGAGCGUCGGGUGCACGCCGUCGAGCAGGCGUCGCAUCGAUGGCGUGGGGGUUGACAUGAGAAUUCUACGCAGGUUGGAGGACAACACGACGUGGGACCUCGUCGCGGACUACGAGAAAAUAAGGGAGAAACUGGGCAUCGAGCGCUGGCUCGUCUUCGGCGGGAGCUGGGGUUCGACGCUCGGUCUCUCGUACGCGGUCAAACACCCGGAGCGCGUGACAGCGUUAGUUUUACGAGGCAUCUUUUUACUGAGAAAGAAGGAACUCGACUUCUUCUACGAGGGCUCGGGCACCGCCUUUGUCUUCCCGGAGGCCUGGGAGAAGUACGCUGAAAUUAUUCCCACUGAAGAGGUCGAACGGGACGGCUACGUGGCCGCGUAUGGCAAGCGUUUGCGUGGCGAGUUAGGUGAGGAAGAGAUGCGGAGGGCGGCGCGGGCCUGGAGCGUGUGGGAAGGCUCCGUCAGUCGUUUGCUUCCGCCGACGCCGGAGGCGCUCGAGGCGCAGUGGGCCGGCGACGACUUUUCACUCGCUUUUGCGCGCAUCGAGAACCACUAUUUUACGAACCGCGGCUUCUUUGAGAGGGACGGCUGGCUGUUGGAGGACGCGCAGAUUAGUAGGAUCAAGGACAUCCCGUGCGUCAUCGUCCAGGGGCGCUACGACGUCGUCUGCCCGGCGACGUCGGCGUGGGAGCUCCAUCGGAAGCUGCCCGGCUCGACGCUCCACAUCACGACGACGGGCCACUCGGCCUUCGAGCCGGAGAUCGUGGAGCGGCUCGUCGAGGCGACGGACGGGUUUCGGGGGUUAAGUUGAUGUAUUCGGGU